Molecule: messenger RNA, 933 nt
Organism: Clonostachys solani
Lineage: Eukaryota; Fungi; Ascomycota; Sordariomycetes; Hypocreales; Bionectriaceae
Source: the annotation of a GenBank genome assembly
AUGAAUUCAUCACCACACAAAGUUGCCUUCCUAGGCUGCGGUAACAUGGGGUCGGCGAUCUUAUUAGGGCUGCUAGACGCCUUCGAUGAAAUCAAGAUCGGUGAUGAUCCGACCUGGAACUUCACCGCAUGCACCAAAACCGACCAAUCCGCAGCUACGCUGGUUGAGAAGCUCGGCCGCCAUGCGAAGCAGGUUCAAGUUCUGCACGAGCAGAAUGAGAAGGCUCUUGCAGAAGCUGAUGUAGUUAUACUUGGAGUGAAGCCGUACCUUGCAAAAGGGGUUUUGAGUAAGCCAGGGAUUGGCCAAGCUCUGGCUGGAAAGUUGGUCAUUAGUCUGAUGGCGGGAGUUUCAGUAGACGAGGUUCAUGGUUUGAUCUUGCCUGCGGUUAAGGGAUCCCCAAGUACAGCAACAUAUGUCGUGAAGGCGAUUCCAACGAUCGCUGCUCGUUAUCGCCAGUCAAUGACACUGAUCGAAAGAUCAUCCCCGCCACUUCCCCAGCACCACGAAGAGUUGGUGACCUCCAUCUUCAACUUUGUCGGCAGUGUGAAGGUAUUAGAGCCUGAAUUGAUGGACGUAGGCUCGGUUUUGGUAACUUCAUGCCUAGCCACCCUAACUGUUCCAUUAGAUGGGCUCCUGGACGGAUCAGUUAUCGAGGGCAUGCCUCGGCGGGAUGCCAUGGAGUUGAUGUCGCAAGGGAUCGCUGGCUUAGGCGUACUGCUAAAACAUGGUGGUCAUCCGGCAAUGCUUAGGGAGAGUAUUUCCUCUCCCCGUGGAGUCACCAUUCAAACUCUGCUUUCUGUAGAGCGGGAAAAUACGAGAGUGACAUUUACAGACGCCCUUCUGCGCGGGACAGAGCACUUGCAGAAGAUGAGAUCAAAGGCAGAAGCCCGACAGUCACCUGAGAAGGAUAAGACAUGGGAGGUUUUCACAUAA